AAACGCCUUCCCCCCCACAGGUAUUAAACCAGCUGGAGGAACUUCUGUCCGACAUGAAGUCCGACGUGACGCGGCUGCCAGCGUCUCUCGCCCGCAUACCCCCAGUGGCCCAGAGGCUACAGAUGUCCGAGCGAUCCAUUCUCUCCCGCCUGGCCUCCGGAGCUGGUAAUUUGGACAAGACCGCUCAGGGGGGAGGUCAAGAGACGACCCCGUUCCCAGUGGGCUACUCGCCGGCCGGUCAACUACAGACUCUCGGAAACGCAAACUUUGCCAACUUCCGACCCCAGUACUCCCUCCCCGGCGCUGCCACCGCCCCAGGUGUGCCAAGCGCUCAGGUGAGUUUAGCGAGCCUCAGCGCCAGUCUACACAUGCUGGCGGCCUCCAACCCACUCCUGGAUGUGGGUUUACAGCAGCAGCAGCAGCCGCCCACAACCCAUGGCGGCACCAUCUCGGCAGCCACCAGGGCAUCGCUCCUUCUGCAUCAGCAACAGCAACUCCAGCAGCAAGCAUCAGAUGCAAAAAGCCUAAUUUACUUGGAUUAAAACUUGAUUCAGAUGUCUUACUUGGAUUAAAACUUGAUCCAGUCUCUUAUUUACCUGGAUUAAAACUUGAUCCAGUUUCUUACCUGGAUUAAGACUUGAUCCAGUGUCUUACUUACCUGGAUUAAGACUUGAUCCAGUGUUUAAUUUACCUGGAUUAAGCCUUUAUUAAGACAUCAUCUACCUGGAUUAAGACUUGAUCCAGUGUUUAAUUUACCUGGAUUAAGCCUUUAUUAAGACGUCAUCUACCUGGAUUAAGACUUGAUCCAGUGUUUAAUUUACCUGGAUUAAGCCUUUAUUAAGACGUCAUCUACCUGGAUUAAGACUUGAUCCAGUGUUUAAUUUACCUGGAUUAAGCCUUUAUUAAGACGUCAUCUACCUGGAUUAAGACUUGAUCCAGUGUUUAAUUUACCUGGAUUAAGCCUUUAUUAAGACGUCAUCUACCUGGAUUAAGACUUGAUCCAGUGUCACUUACCUGGAUUAAGCCUUUAUUAAGACGUCAUCUACCUGGAUUA
Molecule: messenger RNA, 1054 nt
Organism: Homarus americanus (American lobster)
Lineage: Eukaryota; Metazoa; Arthropoda; Malacostraca; Decapoda; Nephropidae
Product: chromodomain-helicase-DNA-binding protein 3-like
Exons: 3
Coding region: 54-542 (162 amino acids)
Source: RefSeq, a predicted model, not a curated record